GAGAGAGAGACCAUGUUAGAGGACAGUGGAGCUGAGGCUGUUGGUUGGCUAAUCUCCGAGGGGGCGGAGCUUUUUUUCUGAAUGAUUUGUGAGACACCCCACCCUGUAAGGACUUGGGGACAGUUACCGAUAAGGCAGGGGGAGGGUGGAAGAGAAGGAGGUUGUGUGCACGAAGCGUGUGUCAGAGUGGGUGUACGAAAGAGAGAGAGCGAGAGAGCAAAAGAGAGGGAGAGAAGGAGGGGGGAGAGAGAGAGAGAGAAAGAGAGAGAGAGAGAGAGAGAGAGAGAGAGAGAGAGAGAGAAUGAGGGAGCUCCAGGCACUCUGAGUGGACUCCGGCUCCAGCAUUGCUGCUGCGGUCUUUCUGGCUUCCUCUGAGGAAUACAGUCCAGCUUUCUGCUUUGGCCACCUCUCCGUCCUUUCAUACCUGGAUGCAGGGAUGCACAUAAAUGCACCAGAUGAAAGGAGGGGAAAAGAAUAGCAGGGCAGAGCCAGGGAAGAACUUGGCACUUGAUUCCGUGGCCGGGACAUCUGGAUGCGCGCCUUUUUGCUGAGAGAGAAAGAGAGUGGAAGGAUAAAGAAGAGGCAGGAAUAAAAGGCUAGGGGUUAAGGGAAGGUUAAAACAGACAGUAGGUUUAAAGAAAGAAAGAAAGUGCAAGGCAAAAGUGGUUCAUCACCACCAGCUGCAGAAAUAAAAAUAAGCACAGGAGACAGGUGGAGAGCAGCAAGGAAAGAAAGAGUAGGAGGAAAAGAAGACAAGAAGACCGUCCACAUGGCCAAGAGACAGCUGAGCCUGUAGACUAGAAAUUUUUGCCUGCUGCAUUCAAGGCUGCUUGGCUCGGAUGCUUCCAUUCAUCUUUCAGUUCCUUCACUUGCUCAUCUGUCCAUCUGUCCAUUCACGCUGCCUGUUAACUUCGGUUGGUAUGAGAAAAUCUUCACAAAGCUUUUGGUCUCAGUGCAUGUAUGACUUUGUCCUGCCAAAAGCUGGUGUAUAGAUGCAUGGGUGCAUGCAUGUCUAUAUGAGAAACGCUUAGCAGACAGCGUGCUCUUUGACUAACUAGCAGGAUUUCUGGGCUUUCUUUUCGGGUAAACUACUUGCACACCUGUCUCCCAGCUCCCAUGGCAAGGCUCCUUUCAGUCUGCAGCCAAAGUGGUGACUGACUGACAAGAUUAACGACUGUUGGAGUGCUUGAUCUGGUGCCGAAUUGAAGCCUUAGUGCCACUUUGGAGUACUGGAGUAUGCAUGCAUUAGCGGGCUAGAGAAAAGAAAGCGAAGAUGAGAAAUGGAUUGGAGAUCACUUGAGAUUUAAGAGGUGUGGUUGGACCUCAGCUGGACCUGCCUGGUGCUGAAGCUUGUGAUAUGACUUUGAACUUACUUUCAGAGCAAGGAGCUUUGGCCUGCUGAAGUUCUUUGAAUCAUGUAAACUUUUUUGUCCCAAAGACAGGUGUUACCUUGGCCAACUGAAGACAAAGGGAUUGUUUUGCUUCAUAUUUUCUUUUGUGUCAACACUUCUUUCCUUUAAUUUGCGGAGCUUUGGUGUGUUUGGCUCUAGGACCAUUUUAAAACCUUCUGAAGUUCUUUAAACUAUGUAAACUCAUUUUGUCACAAAGACACAAGCAAUCAUGGCCAACUAAGGACAAAGGGAUUGUUUUUCGUCACAUCUUUCUUGUGCGUCUAAAUUUUUUCUCUUAAAUUGGUACCGAAACUUUGUCGAAGUGGGGAUCAUUUGGCCCCUGGGGGCCCCGGUGCCCGCACCGGCCCCCAACCCCAAGAUGCGGCGCUCAAGUACGGAUGAGACUCCGUACCGGCGCAGUCCAUCCCUGGACAGCAAGGCGGGCUCGCCCCCGCUACGUUACAGCGGCGAGUACGAGUACCGCAGCGCGCCAUUUGGCUUUGGCUUCCGUACCGCGCCGGGCACACAGACGGCCAAAGCUGGCUAUGCCACAGCACAAGGCAGGAAGUAUGUAGUGUUUUACCUGGACCUCUCCUUCAUCUUCCUCCUAGAGCUGCGGCGCUGCAGGAUGGCCGAGGGCUGCAUGAGGGCCCUGCGCUACGCCAUGGUCUUCUUCAACCUGCUCUUCUGGCUGGGGGGGUGUGGAAUUCUUGGAGUCGGGGUGUGGCUGUCAGUCACCCAGGGAAACUUUGCCACUCUCUCGUCCUCCUUACCUUCUCUCUCUGCUGCCAAUCUCCUCAUUGCUGUGGGAACCAUCAUCAUGGUGAUCGGUUGUCUCGGCUGUGUUGGAGCGGUCAAGGAGAGCCGUCCCCUGCUUCUGAGUUUUUUCAUCCUGCUCCUCCUGAUUUUCCUGUUGGAGAUUCUGUUCAUCAUCCUCUUCUUUGCUUAUCAAGAUCAGAUUGACCAGUAUGCGCAAAGUGAUCUGAAAAAAGGCCUCCAGCUUUUUGGCACUGAGGGAAACAUCGGCCUGACCAAUGCCUGGAGCAUCGUCCAGACCGAUUUCCGCUGCUGUGGAGUGACUAAUCACACAGAUUGGUUUGAGGUCUAUAACGCCACUCGUGUGCCUGACUCCUGCUGUUUGGAAUAUAGUGAUAACUGUGGUCUGGAAAAUCCUGGCACAUGGUGGACAGCGCCAUGCUAUGAGCGAGUGAAAGGCUGGCUACAGGAGAACCUGGUGGCUCUGUGGAUUUUUGCUCUGUGUGCAGCUCUAACUCAGAUUUUAGGGCUUGUGUUCUCCAUGACCAUGUUCUGUCAGGCGGUGAAAGUGGACACGUUCUACGCCUAGAGAAGAUAAGGAAGAGGAAAAAAAAAGAACCCAAUUGUACCAUCUUGAUAUCACAGACAGUGGAAGACUGGAGUGGUCCUUUCCCUCUCUGCUUGUGCUCUCUUCCUCUAUCACCCCUUUUUUAAUCUUUCGCUGUGGCGGUCAUCCCUCCAGCCUUGCACAAACACGGUGCUUCUUGCAACAUUUUUUUUCUGUGAUGCCUUUAGCAAACAUGAUGUUAAUCAAAUCAUCUUGUAAAAAAAAUGAAAUGAUAGAGUAACAAGAGAACUGAUCUUUUUACAGCUGUUAGAUAGAUUGGGCUUUCUCAUUCAUGUGAAAAAAGCAUCUACUGUCAUUCACUGAGACUUCUUUUGGACCUGCAAAUCCACUGAGCCAGUCAAAGAGCCAAAAAACUGAAGAGUCUGUCAUCCAUAGGCCCGGGAAGAUGCCUGAGAAGGGACGCCGGUAAUCUCUUCUGCCGUUUUCAAAUGCAUUUUAUUUUGUUUAAAACUUAGAUAUUUAUUACGUCAACUUAUACUGAUACAUAAUGACUUUAUAUCGCUUGCUGAACAUAGAGCAGGACUGUGAGGGACGCAGAGUGCUCAACAGUGACCCCUGUUGCCAGAGAGAACGCUUACAUUACUAUUGCAGACAUUACUGAGUGUAAAAAAAUAAUGUAUGUGUCCUACAUAUAAACAAGCACAGUCCAGGGACAGAAAGGGACAUCCUUUGUGACGUUAAUGGACGCAAGUGUAAAAAGCACAAUACCACAAAUGAAUGCUGAACACAUUCCAGCACCGCGGGAGUGUUUUUGAAAAAGUGCAGCUAGUGAAAUACAGUCUCUGUAACGAUGGCUUCAAGUUACUGGACUCCAGGGUUUUAUGAUGAAGAGAGGAGGUGUGGAAUGAUCAAAUGCGAGAAUAAAACAAGCAUGGGGGUGAGAGAGAGGGAUGAGCAAAACUAGGCUAUAGAAAGAACGGCUGCAGAGUGGGAGAAAGAUUGAAAAGAGAAGAAAGAGAAUCUCCCUUUAUGUUUGUCCUUUUUGUUACUAAUUUAACAAAUGUGUGUAUAUAUAUGUACAUGUUCCAGACACCAGACUUAAACAUAAACCAUAAAUAAAGCUUUUACAGGUAA
Messenger RNA from Colossoma macropomum (tambaqui), 3849 nucleotides. RefSeq names its product tetraspanin 4a (gene tspan4a). Gene Ontology annotation, cellular component: membrane. Bases 1771 to 2736 code for a protein of 321 amino acids. The transcript has 7 exons. The record is from RefSeq and is a predicted model, not a curated record. Lineage: Eukaryota; Metazoa; Chordata; Actinopteri; Characiformes; Serrasalmidae.